Molecule: messenger RNA, 607 nt
Organism: Athene cunicularia (burrowing owl)
Lineage: Eukaryota; Metazoa; Chordata; Aves; Strigiformes; Strigidae
Gene: SNAPIN
Product: SNAP associated protein
Exons: 2
Biological process (GO): synaptic vesicle exocytosis; regulation of synaptic vesicle exocytosis; lysosome organization
Cellular component (GO): synaptic vesicle; BORC complex; BLOC-1 complex
Molecular function (GO): SNARE binding
Source: RefSeq, a predicted model, not a curated record
UCCAUUUCCUGGGGGUUCCUGGUGCCCUUGGGCCCGCUCCCACCCUCUGUCCUCCCCCCAGAGUUGUGCCGCAUCAACGAGGACCAGAAAGUGGCACUGGACCUUGAUCCCUACGUGAAGAAGCUGCUGAACGCCCGGCGCAGGGUGGUGCUGGUCAACAACAUCCUGCAGAACGCCCAGGAACGGCUGCGGAGGCUGAACCACAGCGUGGCCAAGGAGACGGUGCGGAGGAAAGCCAUGCUGGAGGCGGCGGGUGGCUACCCCCAGGGCCUGCCGGGCAAGUGAGGGCCCCCCCCCUGCGCCGAGGGCAGCGCUGGGCUGGAUCCACCUGGCACCACAGCUGCGCCAACAGCCCUGGGAGGCGACGGGUGUGUCCCUGUAAGGACAGUGAAGGCAGCGGGCCGCUGGUGAGGGGAGCGGGGAUCCCUGUUUGUAGCAGCGCUCUCCUUGAGUGUCCGCAGCGCGGGAAGGGGUGAGAAGUUCUGCGCGGUGAGGCCGCAGCUCUUCAGCUGAAGGAAGCGGGGGACACACACCCCCCUCCCGCCUCGAGUUGUAUUCCCAAAUUUGUAGGCACUGUAAUAAAAGUGACCGCGCGUUGCUUUAUGGG